AACGGUGAAGUCUAUUUGUAUCAUGGAUCUCCGAGGGAAGCUGAUCCGGAAUCACUUCGAAUAAAACGACAAGCCUAUCAGGUGUUUGUUGGAGGUGACGUAUCAGUGACUGUCGACAAAUCAGGUCAAGCCGAAACAGGCGUUUGGGGUCCGUGGUUGGGCGAUCAGGAAUGCUCAAGGACAUGCGGAGGUGGCGUUAAGAUCGAAAAACGUCAAUGCAAGUUGGUGUUUUUCGAAGUCUACGAUUGCACGAUAUUUUUGAGACUCAAUUUCCAUUUCAACAAAGCAGCACACUGCACAAUCAAAAUUCUUCAGUUGAUUCUGUACAAACGAAGUGAUUAA
Molecule: messenger RNA, 342 nt
Organism: Anisakis simplex (herring worm)
Lineage: Eukaryota; Metazoa; Nematoda; Chromadorea; Rhabditida; Anisakidae
Source: the annotation of a GenBank genome assembly